This is a messenger RNA of Hypanus sabinus (Atlantic stingray), 4761 nucleotides long. RefSeq names its product phosphatidylinositol glycan anchor biosynthesis, class L (gene pigl). The transcript is spliced from 8 exons. Gene Ontology annotation, molecular function: N-acetylglucosaminylphosphatidylinositol deacetylase activity. The record is from RefSeq and is a predicted model, not a curated record. Bases 222 to 1052 code for a protein of 276 amino acids. Gene Ontology annotation, cellular component: endoplasmic reticulum. NCBI's taxonomy places the organism in Eukaryota, Metazoa, Chordata, Chondrichthyes, Myliobatiformes, Dasyatidae. Gene Ontology annotation, biological process: GPI anchor biosynthetic process.
CUCUCACCUUAUUUCCUUGCCCGCCCAGAGCUUCCCUCUGGUGCUUCUCCCCUCUUUUCUUUCUUCCAUGGGCUUUUGUCUCUUUCAUCAAUUCACUUCCCAGCUCUUCACUUCAUCCCCUCCCCUUUCUGGUUUCAGCUGUCACCUGAGGUUGGCGGAACUGUCGUGCCGGUCCGUGGAGCGAGCCGGAAUGUCGGGCGGGCGGACCGGUUGCUGUAAAUAUGGUGGAACUGUACUUCCUUUUCGCGUUGUCUUUGCUUUGUUUAUGGAUCCGACACAUUUAUCGCAAACAAUUCGUCGAUCCAGAACCUGCUGCCACUGGGGCUGAGGAUCAGACGGCCCAGAGGCGGGGGACGGCGACUUUGCUGGUCAUCGCUCACCCUGACGACGAGUGCAUGUUUUUCGCGCCAGCCGUGCUACGCUUAGCGGCCCGUGGACCCUUCUACCUGCUCUGUCUCUCCACAGGGAACUUCUAUAAUCAAGGGGAAGUUCGUAAGAAGGAACUACUGCAGAGCUGUGUUGUCCUUGGAAUCCCUUCAUCCUGUGUAACCAUUUUGGAUCACAGAGAUCUUCCAGACGAUCCAGGAGUGCAGUGGGACCCAGAGAUUAUAGCGCCUCUUAUCCUCAGACACAUAAAAAUGCAUGAUAUCAACCUGGUGAUGACGUUUGAUAAAGAUGGAGUGAGUGGACAUGCUAACCACACUUCUGUUUACUAUGCUGUCAGUUUCAAAAUAACAAUAAAGGAAAAGGGCCCGAAGCAAAAGUUUGGGCACCCUGCAUGGAGACUUUGCUCAGCAAGGAAACUGCCCAAUGAGUGCCAGGCUCUCGUACUCGAAUCUAUAAACAUUCUCCGGAAGUAUAUCUCCAUCUUGGAUCUUCCAAUCAGCUGGUUAAGACCUCACUAUAUGAUUUAUAUAUUACAAAGACAGGAGUAUCAACAGGCCAAGGCAGCGAUGUAUUGUCAUCAAAGUCAGCUGUUGUGGUUCCGUUGCUUCUACCUGCAGUUUUCUCGUUACAUGGUUAUAAACACUUUCCAUUUACUUUCACAUUGAUGACAAUGGUGUGUGUGGUGGUCCAUUCAUUCGUCAAAUUGUUCAAGGUCAGUUUUCCAAGGAAAAGGCCAUUUCCUGACAAUCUGAUUACACAACUGGAUAAAAUACUAUUAGCCCUAUGUGCUGCCAUUAUAUUUCCACAAAAUUUCAACUGAAAUCAUGACAACAAAGAAUUGGUCAUCCACAUUACGCAGUUGUGUCCUCCAUUCUAUUUUAUUUAUUGAUCCAGUUGCUUUUUAUUGGGCUAAAAUAUGAAGAAUGCUGUACAGAAGCUAAAUAGGAUCUCAGGUUUUUUCAGGUGGCUGUUGUGCUUAUAAUUUCCAAUUCCCAUCUAUCCCAACCAAAUUCCCAUUUUCUUAUCAAGAAUCUAUCAGCCUCUGCCUUAAAAAUAGCCAAAAAUUCAUCUUGCACCACCUUUUGAAGAAGAGUUGUAAAGGCUCACAAGUCUUGGAGAGGAAAAUCUUGUUUCAUCUCUAUCUUAACUGGGUGGCCCCUUUAAUGGUUUGGAUGAGAAUGUUGUUGGCCUGGUCAGUAAAUUUACAGAUGACACCAAUAUUUUUGGUGCAGUGAGCAGAAAAGAAGAUUACAACAGGAUCUAGAUCAACUGAAAGAAUAAGCCAUGGAACGGCAGCUGGAAUGUAACUUGGACAAAUGCAAAGUGUUGUAUUUUGAGAAAUUAAACCAGGGUAGGACUUAGACAGUAAAUGGCAGGGCUCGGAGAGUGCUGUAGAAUGCAGAGACCUUCAUGUACAUGCACAUACAGGUGGCCCUCUUUCCCAACAUUCGCUUUAUGACACUUUGCUUUUACGAAAGACCUACAUUAAUACCUGUUUUUGCUGACCCACAGAGGAAAAAAAAGACAACUGCUUUAAACAUGUGUUUACCUCGAGAAAGACUACCAUGACCAUGAAGCCUUGUGCGGGCAGUUGUGUGCGCAUGUGUGUACGUGCAUGCAUGCCGAUUUUUUUCUACAUAUCGGUUUUGGCUGGCUGUCAUCCCUAUUAACUACACUGUUCAUACAAUAUUUCUACUUUAUAUAGGCUGUGUAUUUAUCAUAUCAUUCCUGCUUUUACUGUAUGUUUGUGUUAUUUUAGGUUUUAUGUGUUAUUUGGUAUGAUUUGGUAGGUUAUUUUUUGGGUCUGGGGAUGCUCAAAAAAUUUUCCCGUAUAAAUAAAUGGUAAUUGCUUCUUCGCUUUACACAACUUCAGCUUACAAACAGUUUCAUAGGAACGCUCUACUUUCGGAUAGCAGGGGAAACCUGUACUUCAAUAAAAGUGAAACAUAGGUAGACAAGGUUGUGAAGAAAGCAUUUGUCACACUGGCCUUCAUCAGUCAGGACACUGAGAACAAGCGUUGGAAUGAAAUGUUACAAUUGCACAUAAUUUUGAUGAGAUCACACUUACUUGCAGGUCUGGUUACCUAUGGGAAGGAUAUCAUUAAUUAAGAAAGGUUUCAGGAAUGUUUCACAAGGACAUUAAUAUGGUGAGAGGGGUUGAGUUAUGAGAGACUUUUUCGCCUGGAAUAUAGAAGGCUCAGAAAUGACGUUAUAUACAUUUAUAACAUCAUAAGGGACUGAGGUAAGGUGAAUGGUCAUAGUCUAUUUCCCAAGAGAGUGGGGUCAAAAACUUGACACACAGAUAUAAGGUGAGAGGGGAAAGAUUUACAAGGGAUCUGAGGGGUAGGUUUUUCACACAGCAGGUGAUAGGUAUAUGGAACAAACUGCUAGAGGUAGUAGUUGUGGGUGCAAACAUAAAGUUUAAAAGACAUUUAGACAGGUAUAUAGAUAGGAAGACUUUAGAGGGAUGUGGGCAAAUGGGACCAGCUUAGGUAGGCAACUUGAUUGGAUGGGAUUUGUUGGGUUGUAAGGCCUGAUUUCCUGCUGUCUGUCCCUCCUAAUUUUGAACACCUCAAUUAGAUCUGCUUUCCCUUAAAUGGUCCAGCACAUCAUACCAGUUAUACUGUUGAUUUGAUCACAUUCAUUGCUUUCAAUAACAGUUUGCAACAGUUAGGAUUUACGAGCACAAACAAAGUGAAGAUUUGUUCUGUGGUGCCUACCUUGUAGCGCUGGAACCAUGAGAUCCUAAUCAGUUUCAUUGCACAAAUUCUGCAGCUAAAUGAAAAUUCAUUAUGUUGAGCACAGACAUAAAAGCCUGUACCUGUGUUGUACUGUAUAUAUCCAUUGACCUAGAAUCAUGAUAAUGUGAUGAGAAGAAGGUCUGAUCUAUGAAGUAUCCCUCUCUCAUCAAUUUCUUGUCCCUUAAGGUUGGAGACACUCCUUUGGUUGGUAGAACUUGUAAGAAACAAUGAAUUGUCAGUCCCCCUAUAUAAUGAAUUGUUGGUAACCCUUUUAACCAGCUAAAUUCAUAAACUGAAUCUUUCAAUCAUAACUAAAUUGUUAGAACUGAAUUAAAGCUUUGACAAACACAAGAUUAGAAAAGCCAACAGGAUACCCUGUUCCUUGCAUUAGUCACUGACAUCUUUAUCCUCUUACAGUUUGUAGAUUUAACAUUGAUAGUGUUACUUUUUCAACCUUUAAUUGGAGCUAAAUCAAAAUUCAAAAGAAUUCCUCAAUGAAAGAUUGCUUUCUGCACAGUGGAAAGUAUGCUCAGUGGCCACUUUAUUAGGUAUUAGGUACCCAUGUGCACCUUGCUAAUUCCAAUUUAACCAGCCAAUCAAGUGGCAGCAACUCAAUGCAUAAAAGCAUGCAGACAUGGUCAAGAAGUUCAAUUGGUGUUCAGACCAAACAUCAGAAUUGGGAAUAAAUGUCAUCUGAUUGAUUUUGAGUGUGGAAUGAUUGUUGCUGUCAGGCAGGGUGGUUUGAAUAUCUUAGAAAUUGCUGAUCUCCUGAAAUUUUCAUGCACAAGUCUCAAGAGUUCACAAGAAUGGUGUGGAAAACAAAAAAAAACUUACAGUGAUUGGCUGUUCUGUGGGUGAAAACACCUUUUCAAUGAGAGGUCAGAGAAGAAUGGCCAGAUUUGUUCAAACUGACAGGAAGGUGACUGUAACUCAUAUAACCACACGUUACGUCGGAGUGCAGAAGAGCACAACAUGUGGAACCUCGAAGUGAAUGGGCUACAGUACCAAAAGACCACAAACAUACACUCAGAGGCCACUUUAUUAGUACAGGAGGUACCAAAUAAAGUGGCCACAGAGUGUAUACUGACUCAUUGUAUCACAGCCUGGUAUGGAAACCCUAAUACCCUUCUAUGGAAAAGCCAACGAAAAACAGAUACAACCCAGUCUAUUACAGAAAAAACCCAUCCCACCAUUGACCACAUCUAUAAUCCAUCAUCAAGGACCCCCACGAGCAGCUCUCUUCUUGCUGUUGCCAUCAGGAAGGAGGUACAGGAGUUUCAGGUCCCACAUCACCAGGACCAAGAACAAUUAUUACCCUCAACCAUUAGGCUCCUGAACCAGCAUGGAUAACUUCACCCACCACAACUCUGAAGUGACUUCACAACUUAUGGACUCACUUUCAAGGAUUCGACAACUCAUGUUCACAAUAUUAUUUAUUAUUAUUAUUAUUUACUUUUUUGAUUUUGCAGAGUUUGUCUUUUGCAGAUUGGUUGUCAGUUUGUAGUGCUUCACUGAUUCUAUUAUAUUUCUUUGUUCUACUGUGAAUUCCUGCUAGAAAAUGAAUCUCAGGGUAGUAUAUGGUACAUAGGGUUCAUAUAAGUACUUUGAUAAUAAAUUUACUUUGAAGUUUGAA